ACGUCAGGGAUCGCUUUCGUCGUUUUGACGUGUCAAGCCCUCAUUUCCAUUCUGGCUGUGGCGGGUUGGAGUCCUGCUCAAGCAUGAGCCGGGCAGAAACGGGCGACCUGUGAUCGCAGCCAGGCACUUUCUUGAGAACAGCCAGCUCCUUCUCCACCCCCCGCCCCGCACCAGCCUUUCUCCUGAUCGCAUAGCAACCAGAGUGGGGAAGGAGUUUUCCACUCUUCCUCCUUUUUUGGAAGCACGAAUCCUGACUUCUCCAGUGCCUGACUCGAUUCCUUGAUCGAUUCUCCUCGUUCUCUCCAAAGCGCCCGGUCCUCCUUCUUCCUCGCCGGCUGCCAUGGAGAGGCGAGGCUGGGCAGGGCGCAGCGCGGCCGUGGCUUUGCUGGCUGCCUGGAGCGCAGCCGUCCUGCUGGCCCGGGCGGAGAGGCAGUUCGUCAACGAGUGGGCAGCCGAGAUCCCGGGAGGUCCGGCGGCAGCCCAGGCCAUCGCCGACGAGCUGCAGUAUGAAUUUCUGGGGCAGAUUGGAUCACUUGAAAAUCAUUAUCUAUUUAGACAUAAGAGCCAUCCUAGAAGGUUGCGAAGGAGUGCUACUCACAUCACAAAAAGACUCUUGGAUGAUCAACGCGUGUCUUGGGCAGAACAACAGUAUGAAAAGAAGAGAAGUAAGCGUUCGGUAUUGCGGGACUCAGCAGAAAAUCUUUUCAAUGACCCCAUGUGGAAUCAACAAUGGUAUCUGCAAGACACAAGAAUGACUCCGUCUCUGCCAAAAUUGGAUCUCCAUGUUAUUCCUGUGUGGCAAAAGGGGAUUACUGGGAAAGGUGUUGUCGUAACAGUGCUUGAUGAUGGCUUGGAGUGGAACCACACCGACAUUUAUAUUAACUAUGAUCCUGAGGCAAGUUAUGAUUUCAAUGACAAUGAUCACGAUCCAUUUCCUAGAUAUGACCCAACAAAUGAAAACAAACAUGGAACACGGUGUGCAGGAGAGAUCGCCAUGCAAGCCAACAACCUGAAAUGUGGAGUAGGAGUUGCAUACAAUUCCAAAGUUGGGGGCAUAAGAAUGCUGGACGGAAUAGUCACAGACGCCAUAGAAGCAAGUUCAAUCGGUUUCAGCCCAGAUCACGUGGAUAUUUAUAGUGCCAGCUGGGGCCCAAAUGAUGAUGGGAAAACUGUUGAGGGACCUGGCCGGCUGGCACAGAAGGCUUUUGAAUACGGCAUCAAAAAGGGGCGAAAGGGGAAAGGUUCUAUUUUCGUCUGGGCUUCUGGGAAUGGAGGCCGCCAAGGAGACAACUGUGACUGUGAUGGCUACACAGAUAGCAUCUACACGAUCUCCAUCAGCAGUGCUUCUCAGCAAGGCCAUUCUCCCUGGUAUGCAGAGAAGUGCUCUUCAACAAUGGCCACAGCAUACAGCAGUGGGGAUUAUACUGACCAGAAAAUUAUAAGUGCUGACCUUCAUAAUGAAUGCACUUCCACACACACUGGGACAUCUGCUUCUGCUCCUUUAGCUGCAGGGAUCUUUGCUCUGGCACUGGAGGCCAAUCCUAAUCUAACCUGGAGAGAUAUGCAACAUUUGGUAGUCUGGACAUCUGAAUUCGAUCCGUUGGCCAACAAUCCGGGAUGGAAGAAGAAUGGAGCUGGACUGAUGGUGAACAGCAGAUUUGGAUUUGGAUUGCUCAAUGCCAAAGCACUGGUAGAUUUGGCUGACCCUAAAACCUGGAAAGAAGUACCUGAAAAGAAAGAGUGCAUUGUUAAGGACAGCAGCUUUGAACCAAGGUUAUUAAGAUCUAGUGGUGAAGUUACCAUUGAAAUUCCCACAACAGCUUGUGAAGGUCAAGAAAAUGCCAUUAAAUCCCUGGAACAUGUACAAUUUGAAGCAACGAUUGAAUAUUCCCGCAGAGGUGAUCUUCAUGUGACCCUGACUUCUCCAUCAGGGACCACCACAGUCUUACUAGCCGAACGGCAAAGAGAUAAGUCACCCAAUGGCUUUAAAGACUGGGAUUUUAUGUCAGUUCACACUUGGGGAGAGAAUCCAACAGGCACAUGGACUUUAAAAGUUGUUGAUACGUCUAGACGAUUGCAAAAUGAAGGAAGAAUUGUGAACUGGAAGCUGAUUUUGCAUGGCACUUCAGCUCGACCUGAGCACAUGAAGAAACCUCGCAUCUACACAUCAUACAAUACUGUCCAAAAUGACAGGAGAGGUGCGGAAAAGAUGGCGGAUUUUGUAGAGGAUCACACCACACUGGAGAACCUGAGUGGAAAAAGGAAGGUGACAGAAAGUACCACUGGCAAAGAUAAAUUACAGGAAGUGGCCUCAUCAGAUGCAAUGCUCCGGCUACUGCAAAAUGCCUUUCGUGACCAGAUGGGUGGGAAUCAAGUACCAAAAAAGGUGCUAAGUGAAAACUCAAAUAUUCCCUAUGAACAUUACUAUCAAGCUCUUGAGAAACUAAACCAAGCCUCUCAGCUGAAAGACUCAGAGGAGUCUCUGUAUAGUGACUAUGUUGACCUUUUUUACACUGCCAAACCAUACAAGCAUCGGGAUGACAGACUACUCCAAGCCUUGGUUGACAUUCUGAAAGAAAAAGAUUAAGAUAUACAUAUAUAGAAUAAGGCACUAGGUUGGAAACAUUCACAGCCACCCCAUCUUCUUAAUACUCAUCAUUCCAGACUGGCUCCCACUUAUUCAAUCUGCAUCAUCAUCACUUUUAUGGCUUUCUGCAUGCCAACUAUCUUCUUUAGGAGAAAGAGAUUGGGCUGCUUGUUAGAUGUGAGGAAAUCAUAACUUUAUGAAAAGCUUUCAGUAAUCCUGAGAACAGGCAACUUCCUUCAGGAAUGAGACAAAUUCACCAACUUGAGAAAACACUAGAGAUUGAAUGCAGCAGGCCCUGUCCCCAAAAUUAUGUUACCAAUCGUAGUUAGGGAUAUUGUUUCAAGCAGAAAAGCCAGCGAUUAUCUAACGUCUCCUUAAUUUAAGUGAGUUCUUCAACCCAUAGAGAAGAUUUCCUUUCAGAAGGAAUAAGGCAGUAUUGUCACAAAAUCCAACCAACUCCUUUCAACCCCAAAUACUGAAGGUUGUCUGUGGACCCAACCCCCCACCCUGCCCUAGUUUAGAUUCACAUGUAAAAACGCUCCUUCAAAAAAAUUUCUUCCGUACAGCCAAUCAGUUUCUACCGCUGUGGUUCAAGAAGAGCAGUGAGGCAUCUCUGGUCCACAUGCCUAAAUAUGCCUGCCAGACCAUUUGGAACAAGCCACACCCACCUACCUGUAUAAGUAAAAAAUGUAGCUGGGCCCAAGCACUGACAAUCAGCUGACUAUCUACUUUGUAUGCAGAACCUCUUAGCCCUGAUCCACUUAUUAGGAGAAUCCUAUACAACACCUAUACCAUGCUUGGAUCUACAUGGAUUAUAUAGAACCUGGGAAAUGUAAAUAGGAUACUACCAGCACCAGUCUUCUUUAAUAAGGCACAGGAAGAAAUGCAGAUGUGAAUAGCACCGUGCCAAAACCUGCGCAUCAGGAUCGAAUGAGUCCAGUAAGGCCCUUUUGCUGGUGUUAAAACUCUAUAGCCCUAUUAGGCUCUGAAUGUGCUAAUUUUACUCCCCCCCCCCCCAAUAUCAAAACUAAGUCCAUACAUUUCAAGAGACAGGCUUCCUGGGAGAAAGCCCUAAUAUGACCAGAGAGUACUAAAUAUAAAUAGCAAAUGCUGAAUCUAACCAGAUCUGGCAUUAUUGUGGUGAUUUUCUUGCUGUAUGACACAUUUGUCAACAUCUAGCAGAGAGGCUAUUUUGUCAGAAAUGAAAAACCGGGGAAGAGAGGCACAAGGGCUUUUAAGAACAAAUGGAAAUCGAAUGCAGAAGAAACAUUUCAAUGAAAGAUACCUAGACUGGCUUGGCUGCUUUAUUAAGUGAGGCAGUGUCUGUAGGGGGGCACCUUAGCCUGAACCAUGGUCACGGCUGAAACAGGUAAGAAAGAAAGAAAGAAAGAAAAAGAAAAAGAAAAAGAGGACAUCAAGGAAAUAACUAGUGAAACAAAAUGCAGGCACAGAGGCCGCAGGAGCAGUGAAAAGGAAAUCAAGAGGACAGGAGAGAAAAUGUGGGAAAGGGCUGUGGCAGAAA
This is a messenger RNA of Podarcis raffonei (Aeolian wall lizard), 4109 nucleotides long. RefSeq names its product proprotein convertase subtilisin/kexin type 1 (gene PCSK1). The transcript is spliced from 14 exons. Gene Ontology annotation, molecular function: serine-type endopeptidase activity. The coding region runs from base 341 to 2587 and encodes 748 amino acids. Lineage: Eukaryota; Metazoa; Chordata; Lepidosauria; Squamata; Lacertidae. Gene Ontology annotation, biological process: protein processing. The record is from RefSeq and is a predicted model, not a curated record. Gene Ontology annotation, cellular component: trans-Golgi network; Golgi membrane.